AUAAACAUUGUUUUGUUCGUAUUUUAUAUCUGUAUUGAUAGCAUGAAUAGAUCGGAAUCUAGUUUGAACAUAACUUCAUAUUGCUAUUUAUAUCAACAUAUUACACUGUCUUCAGAUUUUUCAACAUGAUACGUAAAGUUAAUUAGUAAUUUUUUAGGCUUACAUUAUUCAAUAAUGCUAUAGUGGAUAAUUUUAAACAGUAGAUAGGGCAGCGCGAGACCGCACGCGCUCAUUUGAAAGGAACUUCCAUAAAGCAGACGGUAUUGGUAAAAUGAGGGAAAGCAACGUGAAAAUAAACUAAGUUAAGUUGAAAAUCACUGAAGUGAUCACGCUAUCAAAGCGAGAGUAGAGUUGUAUUUUAAAAUACAUUUUGGUUUAUACAUAAGAUUAUGUUGUGGUAAUGAAUUUCACAACUAGUAAAUUUUAUGUUUAAAUUUGUUUAAAUGUGAUUUAUAUACGAGAGAAAUGGAAUAUUUUCAAACUAGCUGAGUAGAAUUGAAAUGAGGAUAAACAACGCGAGAUAUUUCUUUUUUUUUAAACUACAGUGUUAAGGUGUUGUAGAGUGGGUAUUUUUCGACAAAAAAGAAGGGGAUUUCGGAUUUUGAUCCGAUCGCGUUUGAAACUAUACAUGUUGAUAAGUUAUUGGGAUAUGAGUUUAGAUUAGAUAACUGAUUAACGAGGUAAGAAAGUCAAUUAGUGACAACUUUAUCAAUUAAAUUGUAUUUAAAUGAGUUAAUUUAUUUUACGUUGCGGAUGCUUGUCACUAGUAUUUUAGUUUUGGUAUUUUAGAGCUAAACCAUACUUGCGUGGUAUUUUUUUAUCUUAGAACUAAACAGUUACGUGAAGGCGAAUAAAUUACGGGAUACCCUACUGUUCUUAUGUGACGGAAGAUAACAUUGCUAAUUCAAAAGAUAAAAGGGUUAGACUUGUAAUCUAUUCCUAGAAGGUGAAAGUGACAUUUGCUAUAAACUUCUUUCAAGUGUAUUUUUUAUACAUGGAUAAAACAUCAAGAGUUCACUAUUGAGGUCUACACAAAGUUAUGGUGAAAAGUGUCUGUUCAUGUCAUCAAUUAAAAAGGAAGAUACAUAAAAAGAUACAGCAGUAUGGCUUGGGAUUUAAACCCUCUACCAACUACCCUAAUUUUAACUGCUAUUACGGUUAUUCAACAUGGACUUGGUCAAGAAUUACAGCAUGGCAUGCCAAACGUGUGUAAAUAUCAAGAAGUUAGCAUGGAUUUAGUGCGAGUUCCUUGUGUUCAAGCGUUUACCAGAAUGGUGAAAGUAUGGAAGCCAAAUUGUAGUUAUAACAAACAUUGGUGUAUAGGAUACGAGAGAAGACAAUAUUACUAUACAACUUACAAAGAUCAGUAUCAGCCGAGAUAUAUAACAAAAUAUAAAUGUUGUCAUGGAUGGAGACAGCAGGGAAGUGAACCAUCGUGCAUGUACCGGGAAUGCAAUAGAGCUUUAUGUUUAAAUGGAGGAAACUGCAUGUCAUCAUAUGGUCAAAGAUGUAUUUGCCCUGCUGGAUUUCAAGGUGGCCGAUGCGAAUACGAUAUUAACGAAUGCACAAAUAACAAUGGCGGUUGUGAACAAGAAUGCUGUAACACCAUCGGUUCAUUUAUAUGUAAAUGCAAGCGUGGCUUUCAAUUAUCACGUGACGGAAGAUCAUGUGAAGAUGUUAACGAGUGUCUUUCAUAUAAUGGUGGAUGUCAACAUCAAUGUGUAAACACACGUGGGGGCUACAGGUGUCAGUGUCCAAGUGGUCAACGUUUACAUGCAGAUCGCCGAACGUGUAUAAACGGUAGUGAUGUUGCACGGAUAGACGAGGAACUGCGUACUAACAGCAUACCUCUGAAUACUAACUUUAACAAUAACAAACAAGAUGCCAAUAAAAUUGUUCUUCAAUAUAAAGAUAAACCAUCAAAUUUUAUAGACAAUAAUACAGAACUGCCCAAACACAAUCAAAAGGCACACACUUUCCAUUCUCAAAAUCAAAAAAAUAACGAAUACUCUAAAUUACAUAACACUGAAGAGAUAGCCGCCGAUAAACCACUGGCCAUGAUGUUGACCAAUAGAAGAAAACCAUUGGCGUACAGUGGAUUAAAUUUUGACUAUGAUCCAUGCACUGCAAGAGAUUCAGGAGAACCCCUCUGUGAACACAAUUGUGUCAAUGAAAAUGGGAUAGCGUCUUGUAGAUGUUUUCUUGGCUACCAGUUGAAUUCUAAUAGAAAGAGCUGUGACGAUAUAAAUGAGUGUGACAGUAACAACGGCGAUUGUACACAGGCGUGCAUCAACACGGCUGGCUCUUUUACAUGUACGUGUACUCCAGGAUACCAACUCGGGGUAGAUGGUCGGUCCUGCUACCGGAUAGAAUUAGAGGUCAUUGACGGAUGUGCUGUUAACAAUGGCGGUUGUCAACAUAAAUGCAAACAUAAAAACGGACACACGCAAUGCUUCUGUCGGAAAGGGUAUUCAUUAAAGGCAGAUAACAAAACAUGUGAAGAUGUAGACGAGUGUGAACGAGGAGAAGCAUGUUGUCAACACAUCUGUGCUAAUGAACAUGGGGGCUACACAUGCAUGUGCAAUAGCGGAUUCAAAAUACACCGGAACGGAUGUCUAUGUAUAGACGUGGACGAAUGUCAGGCAAAUAACGGUGGUUGUGAGCAGCGAUGUGAAAAUACCCCAGGUUCGUACGGGUGCGCUUGUGAGGCUGGAUUCUACCUUGCUACAGACAAGAAACGUUGUCACGAGUUAGUAAGUGGAUCAAGUGAGGGUAGAUUACGUGGAGACCUUCCAGUUAUACAGUAUGACACGACGCCUAUACCUAUAUUACCAGAUGCUACUUAUGAUAUUCAGUUACCACAUGAACAAAAAGACCAGAAACCAGUUUAUG
Molecule: messenger RNA, 2892 nt
Organism: Ruditapes philippinarum (Manila clam)
Lineage: Eukaryota; Metazoa; Mollusca; Bivalvia; Venerida; Veneridae
Product: multiple epidermal growth factor-like domains protein 6
Molecular function (GO): calcium ion binding; protein binding
Source: RefSeq, a predicted model, not a curated record